CAUGGAGAUUAUAUGGUAGUUUAAGUUGGAUCUUAAAACAAUUGAUGAUUUAUGUGUUAGACCAUUGUCGUUAACACAAGCACUCUAGAAUAUGUUCUGGGAUAUUCAAGCUCGUUAUGGUGGAUCAAAUUAAUUAUAUGAAAGAUGA
Messenger RNA from Paramecium octaurelia, 148 nucleotides. NCBI's taxonomy places the organism in Eukaryota, Ciliophora, Oligohymenophorea, Peniculida, Parameciidae. The record is from the annotation of a GenBank genome assembly.